Colletotrichum phormii is the source of this 968-nucleotide messenger RNA. RefSeq lists its product as uncharacterized. Bases 318 to 947 code for a protein of 209 amino acids. NCBI's taxonomy places the organism in Eukaryota, Fungi, Ascomycota, Sordariomycetes, Glomerellales, Glomerellaceae. The record is from RefSeq and is a predicted model, not a curated record. The transcript has 2 exons.
ACACUCUGCGGCAACGCCCGCAACCCCAUGAAGUUAAUCUCUUCCGGGAUUGGCAUCUUGACGCAGCUUGAAGCUUCCAUCUCAUCCCCUCCGAAGUUGGAAAGUCUUGCACCAUUCGUAUCCGUCUUUAUACGACUAGACUCGUACAUGAAAGAGAACACCACACACAACCAGGGCCGCCUGUAUUCAGGCAUAUCAGACCAUGCCCAUCAUCAUUCAACAGUCUCAGAGAGGCAAACAGACAUCUCGAAACUCUGGAAAAUCUCUGUCUGUUCGUGGCUGAGCAACAAGGGGAACCACGGGACGCCCAGAACAAAAUGCCGACUCGGACUUCCUGCCAGAGCAUGUAUGAGGAAUGGCUAGAGGCUUUCAACGCCAGCUCCAUCUGUACAGAUGAUGAGAAGUCUCAUGCACUGCUUCAUAUUCGGCGACUGGAUGUUUAUUUGACUGUUCAUGGGCCAGAAGACACUGGCACCCAGUCCGAUUGGGAUUACUUUCUUCCAGAAUUCAUCGAACUGCUCACACAUGCCGCUUCAGCAGUGGCCGCAUCGAACAAGAGCGCAUCUCAUUGGCUACAUACAUCGUUCGUUCUAGGCGGCGGUUUCAUCAUGCCACUAUGCAGACUUGCUCUGCGAUGUCGGCACCCAAGCACGAGACGAGCCGCGAUACACAUACUACGCGGUUCCCGUCGUCGGGAUGGUCAUUUAGAAGGGAAGCUAGCCGCGCGGGUCCUGGAGCGUAUCGUGGACGUUGAGGAAAAUGGGUCAGGUGAGAUUACCGAGUGCCGUGACGUUCCCGAGGCAGCUCGGGUUGCUGGCGUGUUGGUCAAAUUUUCGGGCGGAAAGGGGAGGGCGAGACUGACGUAUUCUCGUGCUGCUGGCCCGAAAGACGAGCGAGCAUUGGUCGAAGAGGAGCUUUCGGGAGGGUCACAUUUCCGAGGGGAUUAACACUUGUCUUUUUUCUUAGAG